Messenger RNA from Columba livia (rock pigeon), 1194 nucleotides. It is a transcript of the gene UPRT, whose product is annotated as uracil phosphoribosyltransferase homolog. NCBI's taxonomy places the organism in Eukaryota, Metazoa, Chordata, Aves, Columbiformes, Columbidae. Bases 55 to 879 code for a protein of 274 amino acids. The transcript is spliced from 7 exons. Gene Ontology annotation, cellular component: cytoplasm. Gene Ontology annotation, molecular function: ribosylnicotinamide kinase activity. The record is from RefSeq and is a predicted model, not a curated record.
GGUCGGCGCGGCGCGUGGCGGCCGGGGCCGCGCGGGGGCGGGGCGCCCCGGCGCAUGGAGGCGAUGCCCUGCCAGAACCCGCGGCUCGGGCCAGCGCCGCAGGACGAGCCGCCGGCCGCAGCGGGCGGCGCCUCCCGGCUGAUCCGCUUCGCGGAGCCCGGCCAGGACAGCGGCUGCCCCAGCCCGGACAGCAGCAGUAGCAGCAACGGGGGGGUGGCGGCGGAUGCACCGCCGAUCCCCGCCGGGGAGGGCGGCGCGUCGGCGAUCGGGCCGCAGCUGAAGCUGCUGCCCAUGAACGACCAGCUCCGGGAGCUCCAGACCAUCAUCAGGGACAAGAAAUCCAGUAGAGGAGACUUCGUAUUUUCUGCUGAUCGUCUGAUCAGACUUGUGGUUGAAGAGGGACUGAAUCAACUGCCAUACACAGAAUGUACUGUGACCACUCCAACAGGACACAAGUAUGAAGGAGUCAGAUUUGAAAAGGGAAACUGCGGUGUCAGCAUCAUGAGAAGUGGAGAGGCAAUGGAACAAGGUUUACGAGACUGCUGCCGGUCCAUCCGCAUAGGAAAAAUCCUGAUCCAGAGCGACGAGGAGACGCAAAGAGCGAAAGUCUACUAUGCCAAGUUUCCUCCAGACAUUUACAGGAGAAAAGUUCUUCUUAUGUACCCAAUACUCAGUACUGGUAACACGGUCAUUGAGGCUGUCAAAGUUCUUGUAGAACACGGCGUCCAACCCAGCGUCAUCAUCCUGCUGAGCCUGUUCUCCACACCUCACGGUGCCAAAUCGAUCAUCCAGGAGUUCCCCGAAAUCACCAUUUUAACCACAGAAGUUCAUCCUGUUGCACCAACACACUUUGGACAGAAGUACUUUGGAACAGACUGACACUUGGAACAAACGCAUAUGACUAUUUGACAUUACACGGGGUUUUUUUUUCUACGUUUUAUUACUGUUAAGUUGAUCGAGGGCAUGUUUAAAAAUCUUUUUGGCCAAAGGGUGAAAUACUUGACUUAGAUUAGCUCUGGUUCGUUACUGCCUGACCCCUGAAUCGGGUACAGUAACAAAGCUGUCAGCUCACGGUCAAGCAUCUCAGCAUUGAGGUGGUAUAAAUUGCUACACUCUCUGCUUUAAUUUAUUUAUUCUUCUAUAGCCUGUCUUGUGGCUGCUUGCAAGAGCAAAAUAAAACAACUGAAUCCAAAA